AUGACCUCCUCUAUCCUCCCCCCUCCGCUCUACACCCCCUCCUCCUCUUCCACCCUCCUUCUUAGAGAUUGGAAGAGCCUUAUUGCUACCCAGCCUCUUGUUUCCAAUGAGUUUACCUCUUCCAUCACUCACUUCCCCACUGAGAAUGCCACUGCUCAUUUCACAUCCGCUCAGUUCACCGCUGGAUCAUCAGAAUGGUCCCUCUCUCUAGUCGGCUAUUCCAUCGGAAGGCGUCCGUACUAUGAAGCUUUACUCGCAACAAUCAAAAAAGCCUGGAACUUGAAAGGGUCCCUCUCUCUGCUUACCUUAGAUGAUGGGUUCUUUCUCCUCAAGUUCAACAAUCGGGAAGAUUUUGACAUGGCCUGGUCGGGUGGUCCUUGGUUCUUCUUUGGAAAACCAUUCAUACUGCAGAAGUGGACUCCGGACUUCAUCCCUGUUCGCGAGGAGUUCCCUUCAAUCCCCCUGUGGAUCAAAAUUAAAAAUUUCCCUCUUUCUUGCUGGACACCGGAGGGGAUCUCAAAGAUUGCGAGUUGCGUUGGCAUCCCGCUUGCUGUUGACGCCCUAACAGCUGCCAAAACGAGACUCACCUUCGCCUGGGUGUGUGUUCAGGUGAGUAGCUCCUCCCCCUUGCCGGAUGUGAUCUACUACACGGUGGAUGACAAAACUUUUCCCCUUACUGUGCUCUACGACUGGAAGCCUUCCCACUGUUCCUUUUGUAACUCCAUCAUGCAUGCCCCUAAUGCCUGUCCUAAAAACCCAACCCCUCAAUCUACUGAAACAUCCCAAAACCGUGGUAGAAGCACCAGCCGAAAACCCCGGAAACUCCCCCCUAGACUGAACAUUCCUAAACCUCCCAGCUCUUCUACCUUUCAGCCUCAGCUGCAGCCCCAGCCUCAACCCCAGCCGCAGCCCCAUCCUCAACCUCAGCCUCAACCACAGCCUCAAUCAACCCAACCAUCCACCUCUCUUUCAACAGCCCCUGCUUCUACAGCUGUUGAAAUAAACCCCCUCAUUCCUAACCUUAAUUCCCCUUCAGAGGACUUUAUUCCCCCCUCACCCACCACCAUUACUUUUUCACCUACCACUGUGUCUACCUCCCCACCUGUCCCGACAAAAAACAAAUUUGAUGUCCUUAAUGAUCAAGACCCUACUCCAGAGACCUCCUCUACCCAAACAAUAUCCUUACCUUCUUCCUCUUCCAACCCCCAUGAUAACCCGGACAACCCUACAGAUAUAUCCAAAAAAAUCAUGGCUCCCAGCUCUUAUGAUAAUUUUGAUUAUGCUACCCCCGGUCUCAUAUGGAUUAAGUGGAACUCUUCUUCUCUUAUUGUGUUUUUGUCGUUUAUGCUUCUAAUGCUUUGGAUGAAAGGCUCCUCCAAUUCAUCAUUUGCUGAUAUUGCCAUUGGUAUUACUUCCCCCUGGAUUAUUCUAGGGGACUUUAACUGCUGCAGAUCCUCUAAUGAGAAAGCCGGUGGUUCUAUACUUACUAGCAGCAAAGUGGCCGAUUUCAACAAUUUGAUUUUUACUAUUGCUGUCCAUGAUCUGUCUUCUAUUGGUCAUUAUUUUACUUGGUAUAACCAAAGGACCGAUAACCCAAUCCACAUUAAAUUAGAUAGGAUGUUGGUUAACGACUGCUGGCUUGGAAAUUUUCCUUCAUCCUUUUAUCUUGUGGACAACCCACAGAUUUCUGACCAUUCUCCUAUCAUUUUACAAAUGGAUCAAAGUAAACGCAAGAAUCACCGAUUUCUUUUUAAGAACUAUUGGCUGGCUAACUCUGAGUUUUGGGAUUCUCUUAUUCAGGUUUUCUCUCAAAGAUUUCAUAGCAGUCCCAUUCAUGCUUUUUUCCAGAAGCUUAAGACUCUCAAGAUCAGUCUGAAAUCCAAGAAUUGGGUCACUUCCAACUCCCUUCAAAUUGAUAUUUCUGAUCUUACAUUCUCGCAAAACAAUCUUUUAUGUCAAAUUCAGGCUAAUCCUCUGGAUUCUGAUCUCAAUCUGGCUCUUAAAGAUAUUAACCACAAGCUUGCGGUUAAAAACUCUGAUUGGUCGUCCUGGAUUAUUCAAAGGGCUAAAGCAAAGUGGCUUUCGAAUGGGGAGGAUGAUUUGAAGUUUUUAUAUUCUAGGAUCAAUGUCAGACAUAAUUCAAAUCAAAUCAAUUGCAUCACUACUGCUGAAGGGACUUUUUCUAAUCCUGAUGAUAUUAAUAGAGCCAUUGUUAAUCAUUUUCAAAAGGUUUUUAAUUCUACUGCUCCUCUUACUCAAUCUAGCAAGGCUCCUCCAAUUCAUCAUUUGCUCCCUUCCAGCUCCAUUCCAGGCUUGGUUGCUCCUGUCACUGUGGAUGAAAUUAAGAAUGUUAUCUUUUCCUCCCCUGCUUGCUCGGCUCCCGGCCCAGAUGGAUACACUUUUGAAUUUUACAAAUCUACUUGGAAUACUAUUGGAAGUCAACUUACUGAUGCUGUGAUGUCUUUCUUCUCGACUGGCUCUAUGCCUAAGCAUGCUAAAGCUACUGCUAUAGCUCUCAUACCCAAAAGGCCUCAUGCUCAAGACAUUGCGGAUUACAAACCUAUUUCCCUAUGCAACACUUUUUAUAAGAUAAUAGCCAAGAUUCUUGCCAAUCGUUUGAAAGAUGUUAUGCCUUUUAUAAUCCAUUCGAGCCAAUCUGGUUUCAUUAAUGAUAGAGUUAUCUCUGAUAAUAUCCUUUUAGCGGCUGAGCUUCUCAAAGAAUUCAAUUCCAGUCACAAAGAUCAAUUUUUCUGUGCUAAAUUUGAUAUUCACAAGGCAUUCGACACGGUUUCUAGGAAAUUCUUGAUUGAAUGUUUGCUUGCUAAGGGAUUUCCUAAAAUCUUUGUUUCCUGGAUCUAUGGCUGUAUUUCUGACGUUUACUUUUCGGUUUCCAUUAAUGGGGGGCUUGAAGGAUACUUUCUUCCUCCUCGGGCCUUAGAGGCAACCAACAAUAACUCUCUCUUGGGCCCGAAAGCUGGCAGCACCUGUUUCUCCCAUCUCUUAUACGCGGAUGAUCUUUUAGUUUUUGCUAAAGCAACUCGGGAGAAUGCACAUCACUUGAGCUGCAUCCUUGAUGACUUCUUUAGUCUCUCGGGUUUAAAGGUCAAUAGCAGCAAAAGCAAAAUUGUUUUCUCUAAGAACUCUACUCAGGAGCAGGCUAUUAGUAAUACCUUGAAUAUCCCCAUCUCUUCCAGUCCGAUUAAAUAUUUGGGCAUCCCUAUUUUCCAUAGGAAACUGAAAAUUGUUGACUUUCAGCCCCUUAUGCAUAAGAUCACGGCAACCUUGGAUGGCUGGAAAGCGAGAUCCCUCUCUAUGGCUGGUAGACUGCAAUACCUUAAACACACCAUUAACAGCAUCUUGUUGUAUUGGGUCCGUGGGACUCUGCUUCCCAAAACUUGUAUCAAGAAGAUUAAAAGCCUUUGCUCUAGAUUUCUUUUUUAUGGUGAUAUCCAAAAACGUAAAAUGCACCUCAUCUCUUGGAAGGAUACCUGCAAACCUAAGAUUUAUGGGGGGUUGGGCAUCCCUUCUAUUGAAGCUUUAUAUUAUGCUUGUGGCUGCAAUGUUAUCUGGAGGUUUUAUAGUUCUAAAAGUUACAUUUUCUGCUGGUGGAAAGAAAAAUAUGGAUCCCUUUGGAACACUCAGAUUACUAAAUGCUCCUCUUAUUGGAAAAACUUAUGCGAUGUGGCUAAGAGCCUUUUGCAUUCUUUGAACUUCAAAAUUAAUCCUUCUAGUAAUCUUUCUUUUUACUGGGAUCCUUGGUGCCUUGCUUUAUCGGUGGCUGAUCGUCUGAAGCAGAAUCAACUUGAUUUUUUGAUUUCCAAAACUAAUGUGCCUGUUUGUAAUCACAUAUCUAACGGUACCUGGACUCUUCCUGCUUCUCUUCCUGCCCAUAUUGCUGACUUGAUACGUUCCGUCCCCUUUUCUGUUGGGCUGGAAGAUUGCUGUUGGAUUGCACCUACUAAACCUUCAUUCAAAAAUUUUUAUAUGAAUUCUAUGAGGAUGUUGAGAAGGUUAAUUGGUAUAAUUUUGUUUGGCAUAAGCACAGCUCCCUUCGGUUUGCUGUUUACUCCUGGACUGCAUUUAGGGAUGGUCUCAAAACUGCCUCUGUUCUCGCCGCUAGGGGCAUCUCGAAUGCAAUCCAUGCUGUUUAGGCCUAAUUUAUGGCAAGCUUUUAAUGAUAUUGAGGUUGAGGAAGCUAUUAACAACAGGAAGAAUUACUCUUUUUUAUCUCUGUCUGCUAUUGUUUACUUCAUUUGGAGAUCUAGGAACGACAGAUUAUUUGGCAACUGUAUUCUGGUGCCUCUUGGUCGGCUUCUCCGAGCUGCCAGGGGCUUGCUGGGUGUUUUGAAGGACUAUGAUGAUUGCAAUCUACAUUAUUCCCCUUGGACGGCCUGUCGCUGCUGUUCUUCUUCUCGGCAACCAGGGGAUUUUCGGCUACAAGGGUGCAUUCUUGAUGAUUGCUUAACUGAGUCCUUAUUGCUUUUUGCUUAUCAUUUUGCUUUUCUUGUAUUUUCACAGGUUUCAUAG
This is a messenger RNA of Dendrobium catenatum, 4527 nucleotides long. RefSeq lists its product as uncharacterized. Lineage: Eukaryota; Viridiplantae; Streptophyta; Magnoliopsida; Asparagales; Orchidaceae. The record is from RefSeq and is a predicted model, not a curated record. The transcript has 7 exons. The coding region runs from base 1 to 4527 and encodes 1508 amino acids.